This is a messenger RNA of Epinephelus moara (kelp grouper), 1579 nucleotides long. RefSeq names its product all-trans retinoic acid-induced differentiation factor (gene atraid). Gene Ontology annotation, biological process: positive regulation of osteoblast differentiation. Gene Ontology annotation, cellular component: intracellular membrane-bounded organelle. The transcript is spliced from 7 exons. The coding region runs from base 53 to 754 and encodes 233 amino acids. The record is from RefSeq and is a predicted model, not a curated record. NCBI's taxonomy places the organism in Eukaryota, Metazoa, Chordata, Actinopteri, Perciformes, Serranidae.
GACCAGUUUCCUGUCACAUGUCCGCUACAGUAGGAUCAUAUGACCUCAGUCGAUGAAAAUGAAAGCUGGGUGCAGCCAGCUGAAACCUGUGGUGCUUAUUUUGAUCUUUAAUUCGUGUUUUUACGCAAGUUAUCAACUGACUGGGCUGCAGGUAUGUGAGCUGUGCAGUGGUGCGGUCCUGAAUGGGUCCGCAGUGGGCAUGUUUUGCUCCUCAUCUGCUGGUCGGAUAGACGGGCGAUGCUGCUUGAGAAAUAACAACACAGGCGACCCUGAACACAUCAUUGGGUUGGAUCUGUCCAAUUGUUCACUAACUCACAUGGAGGAUCUUCAGGGAGCAUCAACAGCACUAAUAAUAGACCUCUCACGCAAUCCCAUAGUGAACAUCAGUGACACAGCUUUUCAAGGAUUCAUUGAGUUAAAUUACACGAUUUUGCCACAAGACAUAUUUUGUCCAGGGGGCAACACUUCUUGGGAAAUGGUGGAGGUCAAAGAUGGAAACCGUCUUUGUGAAGGCCAGAAAAAUAUGUGCAACCAGACUGGACAGCUGUCCCUUACCUGCCCGGAGAACUCCCUCUGCGGCCCCUACGGCCCCGGCUUCUUUGAGUGCAGCUGUGUUGACAGCUACCAUGGAUACAAGUGUCUUCGAGAGGGGGAGUUCCCAGCUCUCCAGGUGUUUGGGCCUCUUGGAGCAUCAACAGUUGUGAUCUCUGUCCUGCUGUGGGUCACCCAGAGACGUAAGGCCAAAUCACUCUGAGGCUGAACUGCACUCGACUCCUUUAUCUGCAGUAAUUUACUGACCUGAAACUGAAAGGGAAAAUGCUGAUGCAAAGUCUGAGGUGACUUCAGGCUUCUUUUAAACAUUAUAUUUUAUUUUACUUUUGUGUUGAAGCAUUAUUUUAUCUUGGGGAAUUUUAUAAACUGGCAUUGACUUUUUUUCCUACAUCAUCAGUACAAUUUUUAGAGAGUAAAUUCAUUUGAAACACGUUGCUCCAUAUUUUAAAUUGUUUUAAAUUUUUAGCGAUAAUAUCACUGUCAUCACUUUAAUUGUAUUUUAAAUGCAGUUGUCUGACACAAGACGCUAAUGAAGAAUCUGUGUUGUGUAAAUUCUUAGGAUUCGCUCGCUGUUAACGGUGCCAAACAUGCACUGAAUCUGUACAUGAGUUUACACGGUGAAACUACUGUUCAUGUCCUGAUGCACAUUUUAGUAAACUUGUAGAAUUUGGCUAAUUGUUUACUGCAUGUUGAACAUGUACUUCACUCAGAGCAAAAACAAGUCAGGUUCACUCUAUGAUUUGUGACAUGAACCAUCUAUAUUAAGUUAUAUUUUAAAAUGCAAGACAAUGACUUUAACUAGCACAGUAUGUUAUUUAGUUGUCACUUGCCUUUAUGCUGUUACCACAUCUUGUAUGUUUUCGACUCCGAAAUGAAAACAUGUUGUGUGCCUGCUGUUGGGUUACACUGAACUCAUCUGAUAAAAUGUUGAUUAGUCACAUGUGGAAAAAGUUUUAUCUUGAUGGGUGAGUUGUUUUAUGUUUCUUCCUGGUGGGAUUCAUGGUUCUAAUAAAAUAUUUUAAAAGUA